AUGGCGGCGCUUUGCUCGCUCCCCGGGACCCCGGACCUGCCCGCGCUGCACGCCAAGCUACAGGACUUGCUGGGCUUCCUGAGGGGCGCCCUGCCCAUUUGCAGCGCGCACACGGUGGACUUCUACACCGGCUCGCUGUGGCAGCAGCUGGUCGACUUGAACCCCGAGAGCGUGCUGGCGGCGCUGCGGGAGGCGGCGGGGGCGGAGCCGCCGGGGGCGGAGGCCGGAUCAGGUUUUAUUGAUCUCCCCAGAGUAUUUUGUGAAAGGUCUCAGAAGCUGUUGAGCACGGAAGCCUUCGUUCUGGCCGCCAGACACUAUUCUGUGCAAAGCUUGGGGCUGUGUACUCCUCGUGAGCAGUUGCUUACAGCUCUCAGGCUAAAUAAAGAACAGAGGACUGGUGAAAAUGUGAAGGGAAUUGAGUUUAUGAAUACAAAAAAAUCUCAUGAGGUUCAGGCAAUGUCAGAGCUAAUCUGCAGUAUUGCUGAUUACUGUGGUUUAAAGCAGAUAAUUGACGUGGGUUCUGGUAAAGGCUACCUAAGCUCCUUUUUGUCCUUAAAGUAUGGUUUAAAUGUCUAUGGCAUCGAUUCCUCAAAUACUAAUACUCAUGGAGCUAAGGAGAGAAACAGGAAGUUGAAGAAACACUGGAACCUGAAUCAUCAUCAUCGGACGAGAGUAGAUGUCAAUGGACUGGCAUUAAAAAUGCCGAAAGAAAUGGGCGCUCAAAAAGAAGUCGAGUGUAAGGGAGAUACUGAGAGUGUACCGAAGAGCAGUCUUGGGAAUCAAGAAAUAUCUGCCGACAUUUUGCCAGAGUUUCCAGAGUCAGCAGUUUCAACCAUCAGAAAACAGCAAGGAGAUCUACAUGCUCAGCCACUUGAAGAAGAGAAGCUAUGCUUUGAAAAUACCUUUUCUCUCAUGGAUUUUUUGCCUAUUGAUGCCAUCGAACCUACUUCAUCUCAGGUGCACAAUACAGAAAUUGUGAGGAAACAGAGAAGAAAUAUGGCAUCAAAACCAAGUGACUCAAGUAUAUAUUCACCACUGACCUCUUUUAUCACUGCUGAUUCAGAAUUACGUGACAUUAUUAAAGAUCUGGAGGACUGUUUAAUGGUAGGUCUCCAUACUUGUGGUGACCUUGCACCAAACACUCUGCGGAUAUUUACAUCCAAGUCUGAAGUCAAGGGAGUUUGCUCUGUGGGUUGUUGCUACCAUCUUUUAUCUGAGGAAUUUGAAAAGCAGCCUAAAGAAUGUGCUCAGGAAAACUGGGGAUUUCCAAUGUGCCGCUAUCUGAAAGAGGAGAGAUGGUGUUGUGGCCGUAACGCAAGAAUGUCAGCAUGCUUGGCAUUGGAACGGGUUGCAGUUGGCCAAGGGGUUCCCACCGAAUCACUCUUCUAUCGUGCUGUUCUUCAGAAUAUCAUUAAAGAUUAUUAUGGCAUCACCAAAUGUGAUCGGCACGUUGGUAAAAUUUAUUCCAAAUGUUCUUCCUUUCUGGAUUAUGUCAGAAUGUCUCUAAAGAAGCUUGGAUUAGAUGAGUCCAAGACUCCUUCCUCUUCUCAAAUAGUCCCCCUUAAUUUUCAUGUCUUAUCUGUAUUAUGUGUGUGCAUGUGUGGUACCUGUGUUCCUGUGUGUAUGUGUAUGUCUGUUAACUGGGUUUCACAUCUGAGAAAAAUGUGUGAUAUUUGUCUUUAUGAGUCUGACUUAUUUCAUUUAUGAUGACCAAUUCUGUUCAUUUUCCUAAGAAUGACAUAAUUUCAUUCUACUUUACGUCUGACUAAAACUCCAUUGUAUAUGUACACUGCCUUUUAUCUAUUUAUGUGUUGAUGAACACAAGCUUAUUCUAGAACUUAGUUAUUGCGAGUUGUGCUCCAGUAGUCAUAGAACGUGUUCUGUUUAGUAUAGUAACUUACAUUAUACUAAAUAUAAUAUGGUAUAACUGGAACAUGUGGUAGUUCUGUUUUUGUUUCCAACCCUAUUUUUAGAAUCAUACUAUUUUCAGACAGUUUGCCAUCUAUACCCUUUAUUAGAUGAAGCAUAACCCUCCUACUCAUAACUUGUACAGUCUGUGUGAUACAUUACACCUGUUAAUUUAUAUAAUGUUAAAUCAUGCUUGUUUUCCUCAAAUGAAACCAACUUGAUUAUAGUGUAUGAUUUUUAUAAUGUAUUCUUGAUGUGUUUGCAAGUAUUUAAAAUAAGAGUUUUUAUGUCUAUGUAUUUUUCAUUUUCAUUUAAUUCUAAGAAGUUUUCAGUUUCCUCCCUAAUUUCUUCAAUGACCACCCCCUUGUUGUUUAGGAGUAUAUUGCUUAGUUUCUAUGUGUUUGUAGAAUUUCUGUAGUUUCUACUGUUAUUUACCUCUAUUUUACUCAGUUAUUACCUGGUGACAUAUGAAAAUUUACUUGAUUCUUUUGUAUUUUCAAGGCUUGAUAUAAGGCCCUAAUUGUAGUUAGUUUUGAAGAAAGUUCCAUGGGCUUCCAAGUGAAUGAUAUAUUCUGUAGCUGUUGCGUACAGGAUCUCUUAGAUGUAUGCUAUGUCCUUUUGAUCUGUGACAUUUUAAGUCUGCAUUUUCAUUGCUGAAUUCCCAUAUGAAUGAUUUUCUGUUGCUGAAACUGGGGGAUUGAGGUCACUCAUUCAUGUUAUAUAUAUAGGCCUAGCUGUUCUUUAUACCCCAUAGUUGGUUUUGUCAAAGUAAGUGCUACAACAACUGUGUAUUUGUAUUGAAUUGUUUUUUCCUUCUCGAUGAGCUGUACUCUUGAGUAUUAUAUAGUGACCUUUCAACUGUGUUUUGUUUUCUUUCCUACUAUCAUUCUCUUGAUACACACUACUAUGUCCUUUGGUUUUCUGUGUGAGUCUUUAUUAAGUUGUACCUUUUAAAACAACUGGAUCUUCUUCUUUGAUCCAGUCAACUGGUCUACAUAUUUUAAUUGGAGUAUUGAGACCACUAGCAUUUAUGAAGGUUAUAAUUAAGAUAUUUGCUAACUCCUGUUACUCCAUUUCUAGUUGGUUCUGAUACUGCUUCAGCAUUUUGUUUUUCUUUCUCUCUUAGACAUGUAUUGAUUACUGGAUUGGAAAUGUUUGAUUCUAUUCUAGCACUCAUUAAAUAAAAAGAUUGAUUUGA
Mesocricetus auratus (golden hamster) is the source of this 3106-nucleotide messenger RNA. RefSeq names its product methyltransferase like 25 (gene Mettl25). The record is from RefSeq and is a predicted model, not a curated record. The coding region runs from base 1 to 1707 and encodes 568 amino acids. The transcript has 10 exons. Lineage: Eukaryota; Metazoa; Chordata; Mammalia; Rodentia; Cricetidae.